Capsicum annuum is the source of this 596-nucleotide messenger RNA. RefSeq lists its product as uncharacterized. Bases 79 to 393 code for a protein of 104 amino acids. Lineage: Eukaryota; Viridiplantae; Streptophyta; Magnoliopsida; Solanales; Solanaceae. The record is from RefSeq and is a predicted model, not a curated record. The transcript has 2 exons.
GUGGGGAAAAGUCGACAAGAUCUUGAAUGAAGCAGUAAGAGGAAACCAUGGACUUUUCAACCAGUCUUCGGUGUUAAAAUGGGUAUUCUACAAGUCUAUGUUGCAAGUGAUUUUGGGCAUUACUAUGUAAGUGCUGAUCCAAUCAUGGAUAACAUUACACGACUGACGCAGGCAAUUGGAAUGCCUUCUUUCUUCCUAUCAUUUGUCAUAGUACCUCUUCCUGUCAAUGCAAGAACUGCCUUUAUUGUCCUCAGCAAAAUAGCAGAGUUCCACAACUUCAUCUUUGACAUCUUUAGAGAUCUAUGUAGAGGUGAUCAUGAACAACAUUAUGGGGAUAUCAACUGUGUUAACUGUAUUAUAUGGAAAGGACUUGAGAUGAGAGUAUUUAGCUGAAGUAUUGGUAUCUAUGGUGAUCUGUUCUGUAAUUGGCACUUUUGCUUUCAUUUAUACCACUUAUCCACUUUGGACUUGUACUGUAGCUUUCUUGUUUUAUCCUAUUGCACUUAUACAUUAUUUAUCCAAGAUAAUCGUUACAAAUUUUCUUUGAUAUUCAAUUAUGAUGAUGUAAUUGAGUGGUUGGAGCGAAUCUUAGAAUA